CACUGCCUGAUCUGUCGCAGUUCUUUGUGGUCUCCUGUAUUAGAUCAUACAGAUGUUUAGUGACACAGAUCAGGCUUUUCGGAAUGAGGCAAUGCAGUGAACGAGCUCUGCUGUCUCUGAAGAUGAUGAUGAUGAUGAUGAUGUGUGAGUGAGUGAGUGGGUGUGUUCACUCCAGUGCCAUGCGCUGCGAUCCUGACAGCGUUCACAUUACAGUCCACUCCGCGCAUGAGAAUGACAAACACGGCUUAAGCUCUCGGACGAGUUUGGAGUCAUUCGGAUUACAGUUUUGGAGACCGUUUGGAGAUUCGAUUCGCCACCUGAGGAGUUUACGAUGUCAGGCUCGUUUUGUCGAAGUUUAUACUCCUUCAACGGGGAUCAGCAUCAGCAGGGACUGAAGUUUGAGGCUGGAGAAGUGAUCAGAAUAACGCAAGCUCUGGACGGAGGCUGGUGGGAGGGAGAGAAGGACGGAGUCAAGGGAUGGUUUCCCUCAACUUACGUGCAGGUGGAGAAACUGUCCUCGAUGUCUCCUCUGGACGAGCCGCUGCCCAGAGACUGGAAGUGCUACAUGUCACCUCAGGGACGCAGAUACUACGUCAACACCAUAAGCAACGAGACAACAUGGGAGCGGCCGUCGAGCACGCCUGGCACCCCGAAAACACCAGUGAAACACAAGAACUCUGUCCCGACAGUGAAUGGAUUUCAUGGUAAUGGCAGCCCGUUGCAUCAGACGGAACCAUCGCAUGUACUGAUGCGGAAGACCAGCACAGAUCAACAGAGUCCUGGCUCGACUUCACCCAGCAGGAAGCAGGAGUGCGAAUCCACAGUAAAUAUCAACUGCGUGACGUUUCCUUUUCCACUGCACAUGUCUGAACAGCAGCUGCUCAAACCAGAUGAGUGGAGCUACUGCGAUUAUUUUUGGGCGGACAGAAAGGACCCGCAGGGAAGCGCCAACAUCUCAGGAUUCGAGGUUCUGCUGCAAAAACAGCUGAAGGGAAGGCAGAUGCAGAAAGAGAUGGCCGAGUUUGUGCGGGAGAGGAUCAGGAUCGAGGAGGAAUACGCCAAGAACCUGUCGAAGCUCUCGCAGAUCCCGCUGGCGGCGCAGGAGGAAGGCACGCUUGGAGAAGCUUGGGCUCAGCUGAAGAUAAGCCUGGCAGAUGAAGCAGAAGUUCAUCUCAAGUUCUCCUCCAAGCUUCAGAGUGAAGUGGAAAAGCCUCUGCUGAUAUUCCGGGAAAACUUCAAAAAGGACAUGAAGAAGUUCGACCAUCACAUGGCGGAUCUCAGGAAGCAGCUGACCGGCCGAAACUCUGCCGUGGAGAAGGCACGGAAAGCACUUGCAGACCGGCAGAAGGAUCUGGAGUUAAAAACCCAGCAGCUGGAGAUCAAACUGAGCAGUAAGAUCGAGGAGGACAUCAAGAAAGCGCGCAGGAAAUCCACGCAGGCCGGUGAUGAUCUGAUGCGAUGUGUUGAUCUCUACAAUCAGUCCCAGUCCAAGUGGUUUGAGGAGAUGGUGACCAGCAGUCUGGAGCUGGAGCGUCUGGAGGUGGAGCGUGUGGAGAUGAUCAGACAGCAUCUGUGUCAGUACACAACGCUACGACACGAGACCGACAUGUUCAACCAAAGCACCAUAGAGCCGGUGGACAAACUCUUGCGGAGCGUGGACCCCGCCAAAGACCGAGAGCUGUGGGUCAAAGAACACAAGACGGGCGAGCUGAGACCGGUGGACAUGGACAUCUGAGAGCAUCAGACUCGCCCUCGUUUCCUCGUCUGAAACGCAGCGCUGGCUGAAGAGAAACUAAUAUGGGUUUGAUCUCUCAAAAACCCUUCUGAGGCCUAAACCAGGAGAACGAUCAUGACUCAAACCGAGCAGAAGGUUGAGAGAGAGCUGAGGUUACAUACCAUAACCUUCCCACGAAUCUGACUGAAAGAGCUCUCGAGGUGUGGCAGAGACUGUGUGAACAUCUGCAGGAUUUCACUCGGGAGAACUGACGUGUUUUGUCAGUAUCUACUGAUGCAAUCAUGCCAUUACGAUUCAGCAUUGAUUGAACCGAGUUCAUGUAUGUGAAAUAGUACUAAUAUAUACUGUAAAUGCUGCUGCUGCAUCAACUAUUACAACUGAUUUCAGUUCUGUGACUAAUCAAAGCUCUCGCUUGCCUUAAAGCGACAGUACACACAAAAAUGAUCAUUCUUGUCAUCAUUUACUUCACUUUCAUGUGGUUCCAAACUGGU
Sinocyclocheilus anshuiensis is the source of this 2226-nucleotide messenger RNA. RefSeq names its product growth arrest-specific 7b (gene gas7b). Gene Ontology annotation, molecular function: protein binding. Bases 332 to 1735 code for a protein of 467 amino acids. The record is from RefSeq and is a predicted model, not a curated record. The transcript has 14 exons. Lineage: Eukaryota; Metazoa; Chordata; Actinopteri; Cypriniformes; Cyprinidae. Gene Ontology annotation, cellular component: clathrin-coated vesicle; cytoplasm; clathrin-coated pit. Gene Ontology annotation, biological process: neuron projection morphogenesis; clathrin-dependent endocytosis; clathrin coat assembly.